CCUGAUUAGGAGGCACCAUGCUGGAGCGUGUGAAGACCUCCCUCCGUAGCCUGGUGGACUCCAGACCGAGAGAUCUGAAAGCUUCACUUAAGACCUUCUGUCAAAGAAAUGGCCUCCUGACACUGUCUGUCAUUUCCGUUGUGGCCGGCUGCCUGCUGGGUUUUAUGAUGCGGAACAUGCAACUAUCAGAACAAGCCAAAGUCUACUUUUCCUUCCCUGGGGAACUCCUGAUGAGGAUGCUGAAAAUGCUCAUCCUUCCCCUGAUCACAUCCAGCUUGAUGUCUGGCCUUUCUGCCAUGGACUCACGAGCCUGUGGACGCAUGGGUGUGAUCACUAUCACCUAUUACCUGUGGACAACAUUCAUUGCUGUCAUUGUGGGCAUCAUACUGGUGCUAAUUAUCCACCCUGGAGCAGGCGCCGUAAAGGAAGGAGACAGAGCGAACAAUGGUCCUGUCAUGACUUCUGCAGAUGCCCUGCUGGAUCUUAUUAGAAAUAUGUUUCCAUCCAAUCUGAUUGAAGCCACCUUUCAGCAGUAUCGCACACAGCUGAUACCCUCCAUUAAGCCACUUUCUUCAUCUCGAAUCGCUGGCAUUGCACCCAAUUUUGUCUACAUUGUUCCAGAUGAGAAGAACCCCAAACUGGGCACUGCUGUUUACCUUGAGCUCACACCUGCUCCUGAGGUCAUCUACAAAUCGACCCCUGGCAACAGUCGAGAAAUGAACGUGCUUGGGAUCGUCCUCUUCUCUGCCACCAUCGGCCUUCUUUUGGGGAAGAUGGGAGAGAGAGGGAUGCCCAUGGUGAAUGUCUGCCAGUGCAUCAAUGAAUGUGUCAUGAAGAUUAUUUCAGCUGCUGUGUGGUAUUUUCCUUUUGGAAUCGUAUUCCUUGUCGCAGGAAAGAUCUUAGAGAUGCAGGACCCGACGAUGAUUGGGAAAAAGCUGGGCCUGUAUGCGGUCACAGUGGUGUCUGGUCUCCUUAUCCACGGCCUGAUUCUUUUGCCCACCUUUUACUUUCUCAUAACCAAGAAGAAUCCUAUCCCAUAUGUGCGUGGCCUCCUACAGGCUUUGGUGAUUGCCCUGGCAACCUCAUCCAGCUCUGCUACCCUGCCAAUCACCAUGAAAUGCCUCCUGGAGAACAACCGAGUGGAUCGCAGGAUUGCACGCUUUGUCCUGCCAGUAGGUGCAACCAUCAAUAUGGAUGGUACAGCACUGUAUGAGGCUGUGGCUGCCAUCUUCAUUGCACAAGUCAACCAGUAUGAUCUAGACUUUGGACAAAUUAUCACUAUCAGCAUCACAGCCACAGCAGCCAGCAUUGGAGCUGCAGGAAUCCCGCAAGCAGGCCUGGUUACCAUGGUGAUUGUUCUGACAUCGGUAGGCCUUCCGGCUGAUGACAUUACGCUCAUUGUUGCAGUGGACUGGGCUCUAGAUCGAUUCAGGACCAUGAUCAAUGUUCUAGGGGAUGCACUGGCUGCAGGAAUCAUUGCUCACAUCUGUCGGAAGGACUUCAUGCCCAGUAUGGAAAAGGAUGACUUGAUCUGCAGUGUCCAGAACCUACCUACAACGGAGAUCCCACUGCUGGCCAGCAAAGAUUGUGUGUUUGAGGUCAUUGGUGAUACGGUUACAGAGAAGCCAACAGUUUACUACAAUAUCUGUCAAGUGUGAAUUGGCCUACACUCCUCUUCCAUUUGCUAUAAAAUGGUUAAGCAGUUCAAGAUUAGCCUCUCACAACUGUGCACUUGCAAAGAAAGUAGGGACUGUCUCAUCGAUGAAGAGCCAAAGGAUCAUUUGAGGACAUCUACCAUUUAUGGUUGUGAAUGAAGACCUUUAUUUUUCUUACUAUCAAUAACUAUAUAGCAAGUGUCAUGCGGGUGCCUUCAGAUUCUCAGUGGAGAGGCCAGGAAAAGUCUGCUUUAUAACAGAGUGAUGGCAACUUUUUUUUUUUUAUUCAAAUUCAGCCUAAAAUCUCAAACGGUUUAGGACAAUCAUUGGACACUACCAAAAAAGUGAACCUGUCAAUAAAACCACAGUAAAAUCCUUGUGUGGAUCUAAUCACUGGGGUGGGUUGGCACCCUGCCCAGGAUUGGUUCCCGCCUUGUGCCCUGUGUUGGCUGGGAUUGGCUCCAGCAGAC
Molecule: messenger RNA, 2125 nt
Organism: Polypterus senegalus (gray bichir)
Lineage: Eukaryota; Metazoa; Chordata; Cladistia; Polypteriformes; Polypteridae
Product: excitatory amino acid transporter 5-like
Exons: 11
Coding region: 18-1658 (546 amino acids)
Biological process (GO): L-glutamate transmembrane transport
Cellular component (GO): plasma membrane
Molecular function (GO): glutamate:sodium symporter activity; L-glutamate transmembrane transporter activity; neutral L-amino acid transmembrane transporter activity
Source: RefSeq, a predicted model, not a curated record